Molecule: messenger RNA, 2439 nt
Organism: Athene cunicularia (burrowing owl)
Lineage: Eukaryota; Metazoa; Chordata; Aves; Strigiformes; Strigidae
Gene: NAIP
Product: NLR family apoptosis inhibitory protein
Biological process (GO): detection of bacterium; inflammatory response; pyroptotic inflammatory response
Cellular component (GO): IPAF inflammasome complex
Molecular function (GO): ATP binding; cysteine-type endopeptidase inhibitor activity involved in apoptotic process
Source: RefSeq, a predicted model, not a curated record
AUGCAGCUGCGGAAAGGUUACAACCCUACCAUGAGAAAUGACACAAUAAAGUCCUUCUUGUCCUAUACAUCUCGUUCAUCAUGGUCUUUGAUGGAAAUGGCAGCUGCCGGGUUUUAUCUCAGUGUUAAAUCCCUUGUGCAGUGUUUUUGCUGCGGAUUAGUUUUAUUUACCAUAAAGGUUAGAUGCACCCCGUACAAACAGCACAAGAAAUUUUGUCCCACUUGUGGAUUUGUCCUGGGCAAAGAGGUGGGUACUAUUUCAAAGUACAGCAUAUGUGUUCAGAAGUUGGAGAGGAACCAGCAGGGUAUGCCUACAGGCAAGAAAGAUACAGUGUAGUGUUUUGCUUGUGGUGGAUGUGCGGGAAAUUGGAAAGAUGGUGGUGAUCCAUGGAGAGAACAUGUUAAAUGAUUUCCCAGAUGUGAAUUCUUUCAAAGUAAGAAAUAAAGUGAAGAAAUUAAAAACUACAUUGAAACGUACAGUGGAUUUGUUGGAGUGAUGCUGCUGAAAGUUACGGGUCGGGGUCUUCAUAUCAUGGGAGGUGGUCUUUGGGAGGAAGGCCGUGAUCUUGUCUUGAGCAUCUUUGAGUUUGAAGGAGUUCGACUGGACUCUAAAACUUGGCCAGCAGAAGUCCAUGUGAAAGCCACUGCUCUUGCUAAAGCUGGGGUUUUCUAUAUAGGCUUGAACCAGUAUCGGGUGAUCAGUGGGAAGUUCCAUAUCAUUGGGCAUACCAUACAGCAUUUGGGGAUAUGCCAGUACCGGUUCGCAGCUGGAUUCGAAUAUUCAGAAGCACUAGGGCUUAACUCUGCCAUUGUGCUGGAAGGUGCAGCAAGAAGUGAAAAAACAGCAUUGUUCAGGAAGAUAGCUCUUCUUUGAGCUUCAGGCUGCUGCCCCAUUUUGAACAGGUUUAAGUUCGUAUUUUAUCGCUCCCUGAGUUAUGCAAGGUCAGAUCAGAGCAUGGUUGAUAUUAUAUGCAAUCUUCCAAUAGGAUUUGUGGGACCAUUAACAGCAACAACUCUAAGAGAUGUAAUUCAUCCACUGAAAAAACAGGUCUUAAUUCUUUUGGAUGAGUAUAGUAAGAUGAAUUCAGUGCCCCACAUUGUAAAGAACUUUGCAACGACCACUUUAAGCACUGCAGAAUUCCCUCUGUCCAUCACUGGGUGUGUACUAAAGAAUUUCUCCUACAAUAUUGACCUUGUGAAGCAGCUUCUCUUUCAGCUGGUUGGUACUUGAAAGUCUAUGCAGACCAUUGAAAAGACACCACUUUUUAUGGGGUCUCUCACUGCAUAUUGGGUACAGCACCCAAAGCAUAACAUAAUCAGUUAUAAGGCUAUUUUUAAAGCCUAUCAUCUGCUCUGUCACUUACUAAAAUGCAGUGAAGAAAGAGAACAUAUACCAGCUAUGUUUUCCUCAUGUGAUGAGCUUGCCUUAACAAGUCUUUCUAAGCCAUCCUUUGACUUCACUGAGUGUGCUGAAGCAGGAGUUGAUGGAGAUGAAGAUGUUAGGCUGGGUUUACUGAGCAAAUUUACUGCUCAAAGGCUUCAUCCAGUUUAUAAAUUCUUUCACCUCUUGUUCCAGGAGUUUGUUGCAGGGAGAACUGAACUCCUGGUUUCUGAUGAAAAAGAAAAACUGGAGUAAGGGCUUCAGUACUUGCGGCAAGUCAACACAUUUAGACUAGAGCUGGGUGCUAUAGCUUUUUUAUAGGUCUACACUUGCAGCUUCUCCAAAGCAGUCCCCAAAAUUAUAUCAUAUUUAUUUAAACUGAUAGAUUGCAAGGAGUCAUUGGAAAGCUAGUCAGAAAAUGAAGCUGACCUCAGAAAUUUAAUGUUUUCUGGUUUGGGUUAUAUUGAACUUCAGCUGCAUAAGAGUCUUGGAUUUGUAGAAGUUAUCCAACCUGCUAUUGAAAGUUCAAGGAACAUUUUAAAAAAAUUUAAUUUCCAUCCUCCUAACUUGAGGAUAACAGAUCAAGAAUUACUUCUUUUAAUGUCCAAGAAUGAAAACUUAUACUUUCCUUUCCUCCUACUUGCUGCUCUGCCCAAUUUUGUCUUUCUCAGGCUGGAUCUUAAAAGCCAGUAUUUUGAUGACAAGGAAGCUUCAAAGGUUGCAAACUGUGGAGGUUUCCAGGAGCUUGAAAGGCUCUCACUGAUUACAGUAAAUUAUAACGUUACAGAAACUGGUUAGAAAAACUUCUUUAGAACACUUAAUAAUAUGCCUGCUUUAAAAGAGCUGGACAGUAGCCGUAUGUUCACACAAAUCAAAGCAGUGACAGCUUUUCUCCCUUGCAUUUCUUCAUUGCUUGAUCUUGUGACAAUGGUGGGUUGGCUCCUUGAUGCAGAGAACCUUAAAAUAUCUGAUAUCAUGAAGGAGCAGCAUCCCCAGUCUAGGAGUUUAAAAUUAUCUUGGCAAUGGGUUUUGCCACUUGCACUGAUUUUUCUAGACUAG